Bursaphelenchus okinawaensis is the source of this 2910-nucleotide messenger RNA. Lineage: Eukaryota; Metazoa; Nematoda; Chromadorea; Rhabditida; Aphelenchoididae. The record is from the annotation of a GenBank genome assembly.
AUGACUGCAACGACUCCAACAUCUGGCUGGUCGUGGCUGACGUUGUUGCUGGUGAUAAGUCCGCUCGGUUAUGGUAAAAUGAUCAACGUCGAUUGGUCCCCCAACAGCGAUUUGUAAGUUUUUUUUAGUUUUUAUUUCUAUUUUUGCCUCUGAUAUAAACCUUUUUUCUCGAAACUUCUCCUUACAGUAGCUCCUUUCAUCUUUUAAAAUCUUUACAGUUUAAGUCUUUCAAAGGUAUGUCUCUUGUAACCCUUCAAUCAUAAACAUGUUUUCACAUAUGUUGUUAUCAAGGUUUGCGUUACUGUGUGUUGGACAAACACUUUUGGUCCAUCGUUGGCAUGCGUAAUCCCCAAAAGACGGGUUUUGUUUGGCGUUCCGAUUAAGGAAUGCAGAGAUUGAUCUGUUACGAAUUAGCAACGAUUUGUGCCAUUUUUCGAUUGAGAAUAAUAUAUCUUGGUAUAAAACACAAAAAAUCAGAUUAUUUUCGAUAUAAAUUCCAUUUUUUACAUAAACCAAUAGAAAGCCAAGUAAAAGACCAAACCAACAUACGAUUCCAUAAACUUUCCGACCAAUUCUUAUUUACGAUCUUUUGCACCCAAUAUAUCCACUCUGAAACAGCUAAUUCUAUGCAGAAUAUAAAAAACGAUUGAACUCAAAAAAGAGCUCUCUCCCGUUCAAGACUCUCGACUUAAUCCACUUGGCCGAUCAAACGAUGCCGCCCCGAUCGGUCUCUUUUUGAGGUUGUCUCAUCCAGUUCCCGCAGGAUUUUGAUUAAUAAAAAAUGUAAUAUUCAUAAGGGAAAGCCCUUCUUGACACUAUAGUGUCUUCUCUUGAACCUACCAUUUCUAUAAUAUCUUUCUCGGUCUUACAACAUCAAAGCAAUCUCUAACUCAAUAUUCAUAAUAUCUCUUGUUGACCCCUCCUAACCCUCAUCACAAGAAAACACAAUAUUCAUCAUAAGAAACAGCCCUUCCCCAAUCUCGCUCCUAUUACUCUUGACUCCUCGGGACACACAAAAGCCGAUCACAAUGACACAUCCAAAAGUGGCAUUCUGUAAGACAAAAUUCGGCUUUUGGAAGAGGCUUUUCUUCCUGAUUCCCAUCGCCAAACACGGCCCGCAUCUUACUCAUUGUCUACAACAAAAACAAAACACAGCUACAUUGUUUUGCCUCCUUUAAUUGUCAUUUCAAGGUUCGACAACGGCGUUCAUAUCAGGACCAUAUUCGUCAGACUCAACGACCUUCUCAAGUUCAAAUGCCCACACGGGCUCAGCUUACAGAUCCAUUUGGUAUGUUUGUUAUAAAAUGAUAAAAUUAAUUUUAAAUUUUCAAAAAUUAAGUAAUUUUUGAAAGUCUUUUAAUUUUUAAAAUAAAUUUAACAGUUUUUAAAAAAAAAUUAAAUUUAAUGGAUCAUUAUGUUAUAAUCGAGUCCUCUAAACUCAUUUUCGUAUUACAGAUGCAGCCGAUUGACGCACUAGAAUGCAGAUUUAAAACCGAAAAGUCUGCCAUCGGCUUCUGUAGCCCCGACACCACGGAUCCUCGGUUUGUGAUCCGAAAGUUCAGUCCGAUGCCAGAUCAGCCGCUGUUCCAGGAAGGGGAGACGUACUACUUUGCAGGUGAGUACCAUAAUCGAUUAGAUGAAAUAAGAAACCGAAAUUGCACCAAAUCUGCAUGAAUCGAGGGAUUAUCCCGAGACAGCUGGGCCGCUAACUGAAGGGCGGGUUAUUAUAUUAAUAAGCAGUAGGGUAAUAUGCGAUUGUGGGUAAUAUCAAUAAAUUAAACGGGCUGAAGAUACUUUGGUAGGACAACAAUUAACUGUAUUGAAGUAGAGUUUGAUUUCGCCUGAUGCUCUGCUGUUUUCGCAUCCAGCAGCGUCAAUAAGGUCUCAAUUAAAUUGACCCAAAUAAGUGCGAAACUAUAAUAUAAACAUAGCAGAUUCGUGCAGCGAUAAUUCAUAGUUCCGAGGUGCAACAAACCAUGUAAAUUGAGCAUAAGGAAUCCCGAACGCUAGGUGUUAUUCAAGGCAGCUUAAUUCGAGCGUUUAAUAAAUAGCUUAAUAAGAGGAGUUAUAGACCCGUUGUAAGACUGUAAGACGCUAAAACACUAUAUACUAUACUAUUUUUAAAUAAAUGAUAUCGCAGAUAAACAUACUAAGCUACUUUUGCACUUUUAAAUUCGAUACCAAACUAUUAAAUACCAAUUAACAAUUGUAAUACCUUAAAUGCCAACCUAUAAGUUGCGCAAGAUGAUUUAUUAUCCCCAAUUAAAGUGCAAUUUCAGCUGCCACAAACGACACUUCUGGCCGCCUGAAUGACGGAUUAUGCAGAAAAGUGGGGAUGAGGCUGCGGAUCUUCGUGCUGCCUCGAGAUGCCAUCGGAAGCGACCUUCCGGUUAUGGACUUGACCCGAUCGCUGUGGUUGCGCGAACAAAUAAAAGAGCCAGAUGUUGAAGAGCCCCAUAGGGAAACGUCAACAGCUCCCACUACCACCACAACUACCGUGCAUACGAUACGUAGGAUACAUCACAAGCCUAUCAAGGACAUUCCACGACGACAUCAGCCGACCAGGCACAUCACCACAGAUUCAGAAGGCAUCAAGUACGAUGUGACCGAGAAGAAGACAGGAGGAGUGCCAGAAUUCAGUCAUCUCGGCACACUUCCCAACCCAUUAGCCAACCAUCUACCUCAAUUAGAGUUCGAAGUGGGGUACGAAGACGUGAGUUCGUCGGCGAACUCUUUGUGUAAGUUGACAUUUUCUUCAAGACUCAAGUCACACAGUUAAGACAACUUGAUUUUACAUCAUCUUAUGAAUGUAAACAUUGUUAAUUAUUUCGCGACAGAUAUUAAUCACCACACUUUUCAGACGCCAACCUGUCAAUUAUGCUCCUUCUUCUGUUAAGGAUACUGUUGUAA